GCCAUCGCUGGUAACCACCUGAAGACUAACUGAACAGAAGGUCCUCUACGAUUAUAAAGAAGCAGCUCCAGAGAGACAGGUUGAUACCAUCAUGCAUUCUUGGGUAGCCUUCACAGGCCUCGUAUUACUUUGGACAGACGCCGCGGUUUCUCAGCCACGUGUGGACGGAGUGGUGGGUCAGGCGGUCACGCUCCCCUGCACCUACUCCACAGCUCGCGGGACCACCUCCAUGUGCUGGGGCCGAGGGGCGUGUGCUCUUUCUCAGUGCCCCAAUCAGCUCAUCUGGACGGAUGGCCACCACAUCACCUUUCAGAAAAGCAGGCGUUACAACCUCCAGGGAGCAAUUUCACAAGGCAACGUGUCUUUAACCAUUGAGGAUGCAGCCCAGUCUGACAGUGGCACGUAUUGUUGCCGGGUUGAACACUCAGGGUGGUUUAAUGAUUUGAAAGUCAACAUAUUAUUGGAGGUAAAGCCAGCUCCACCUAAGGCCACCAGUGCUCCGACAUCACCUAGGGUCUCCACCUCUGCUCCUACAACUGCAGCACACACAAUGAACCUCAAGACCGAUCCACCCAAAGUCACCAGUGUUCAAACAUCACCUGGGGUCUCUACCUCUGCUCCUGCAACUCCAGCACCAACACUGAAACUUAACACAGCUCCACCUAAGGCCACCGAUGCUCCCACAUCACCUAAGGUCUCCACUUCUGCUCCUACAACUGCGGCACCCACAGGGAACCUCAUGACAGCUCCACCUAAGGUCACCAGUGUCCCAACAUCACCUAAUGUCUCUACCUCUGCUGCUUUGGCACCAGCACACACACAGGACAUUCUGAGAGAAGCCACAUCAUCUUCUCCAAUGCAGACGACAGACACCCAACCUAUCACAACACAGGAAACAAAUACGACCAGCUCACCAUCGGACCCUUGUUCAACAGAUGGUAACACCACUGUGAUGCUGCCUACACAGGGUGAUUGGCAAGACUGUGGAACUCACGUGAAUGUGGAACAAAACGCAUGGAAGGGCACCAAUAAGGCUCUCUACAUUGGACUCGCUGCCGCCGCACUGAUACUGCUCAGUGUUUUGGCAGCUGUAAUUGCCAAAAGAUACUUGUGUAUGUAUGGAAAGGUGUUGCAUAUAAGUAAGCCUUCAUCCAUAGAGCUUCUGAGAGGAACUUCGCCAAAUGACACUGCAGUGCACUACCGAGCAGAGGAGAAUGUCCACUUUGAGAACAAUCUUCACAUGUGAAUUAAGACCCAGAGACCGUCCAAGGCUUUAUGUCCUUGAUCACAGAAGACAAGGACCAGAUCUCACCAUGCCAGAAUCCUAUUAGGAUCCAGAAUGACUUUAUCAGUUUCCCACCAUAUUCUAACCUGUCAGUGAUGUUGGUUCGAGUGUGUCUAGCUCAUCUGUGUGUAGUCGACCUUAGUGGUGAUGGGUCCUAAUUUUUUAUGAGAAACUGGCUCAGUCUUUCUGAUCAUAGCUGAGCCCUCUCCCAGGUAUGAAAUGACACUGUAGACCUUAUGAAGCCGUGUCCUGUGAGAAUCCUCACUGGGGAGACAGGGAAAGAGCUGCCUCCUUGGUCACAUAGGACUUGGUACUUAAAUGACGCACUUGGAAGCAUCCAUGAUGAUCUCUUCUCUUUUAUCUUCUUAACUCCAAAUGUCGCAUUUCUUAAGUCACCCAAGGGCUGCAAAUCAUGGAGGGGCAUAGGUUUUUAUUUCUUCAAUGGGGAAAUAAAUGCAGUGUGAUUUCACCUUAGAUCUUUUUUUCAUGGUUCUGAAUAUGUAAAGUUUUUAAAAAAUAUUUCAUCCAUUUUUUAAAAAGAUUUUAUUUAACUUUAGAGAGAGAGAAAAGGGAGAAAGAGAGGGAGAGAAACAUCAGUGUGUGGUUGCCUCUUGUGCACCCCCUGCUGGCGACCUGGCCUGCAUAGCAGGCAUGUGCCCUGACUGGGAAUCGGUCCUUUGGUUUGCAGGUGGGCACUCAAUCCACUGAACCACACCAGCCAGGGCUGAAAAUGUAACGUUUUAAGUACUUUCUCGGACCAGGAUGGGGUUUCUAGCAGUUAGAAGCUAGGGUGGCGAAUGGACCAAGUAUAUCAGGGGAAGAUCAGUUGCCAUCUGACUUAACAUGCGAGCACUGUUUCUGCUAUAUGUGUGCCAUAGCUUCCGGCACUUAUGUUGACCACUGUCAGGGAAUCUGAACUAAUUUUUAGAAUGACGCAGGGCUGAGAUUUUUUUUACAAAGAAAAAAGAAAGGGAGAGAUUAGGGAAGAAGGC
Artibeus jamaicensis (Jamaican fruit-eating bat) is the source of this 2277-nucleotide messenger RNA. Its product is annotated as hepatitis A virus cellular receptor 1-like. The transcript is spliced from 12 exons. Gene Ontology annotation, cellular component: cell surface. Bases 92 to 1246 code for a protein of 384 amino acids. Gene Ontology annotation, molecular function: virus receptor activity; phosphatidylserine binding. The record is from RefSeq and is a predicted model, not a curated record. Lineage: Eukaryota; Metazoa; Chordata; Mammalia; Chiroptera; Phyllostomidae. Gene Ontology annotation, biological process: positive regulation of mast cell activation; phagocytosis, engulfment.